CAGGUGUUUCCACCUACAACCCUUCCGAUUACUCAUACUUAGUAUUUACGUGGUAAUUUACACCAUCAAAUUGGCGCCAUCCGUGGGACCUAUUACAAAAAGCCAUGACAAGCAAUCAGGAAACCGUCAUCUCACAAAUCUCUACUCCCGUUGAGAACGUCGCCUCGUUCCCGGGAGGGAGUACACAACCCUCAAACCAGAUUCCUACCCCCAUGUUCUCUGUUCCAACACCUACUCCAUUCACUUCCCCCGUCACUUCUAUCCCUAUUUUUCCUCCAAAUUUCCCCGGGCCCAUGGACCCGCUGUUUUCACAGGCAUUCCAAAAUUUUGGGCAGUUCAUGUCCAUGUUUCAACAGCCGGGAGGAUUUUCACCUUUCAUUCCCGGGUUAUACCCAAAAUCCUUGCCCCAAACCAGUGUCAUCCGCCCAGUCGUUCCAACGAAUCUAAUCAGAGAGAUGGACAAAACUGGCCCGUCCCGGUCCAGAAGGAUUCGGUCCCGAAGGUCGCGCACGCAGAUCACGCUGGAUGGCGAUGUGCGAUCAGUCCAUAGUAGGGAUGAGGAUUGGGAUCUACCCCAGGCACAAAAGAAGCUGAAGGGAAAAGCUAUUCAACCUGAAGGGUCCAGGAGGUCGGCGUUUCAAAGGCUUGGCCAUGAAGGCAGAAAUCAAAACCGGCCUGCCAAAGAACGACUAGGAGUGGAGACAACCCCGUUGAGUGCUUUUAAUCGCCUGGCCGGGCAGCGAGAGCACGAGGAUCUGACAAAAUUCCUUACCCGGUGGAAGGAUGAGAUUGACAAGGUGGAGGAGAAGGACGACAAAACAGCCAUGUCCCUCCUUGCGUCCGGGCUCCGAUCCGGAGAGUUGUAUAAGGAAUUCUGCAGGAGGCCUCCCCAGUCCUACCAGGAGGCCUACAACACAGCUUGGGAUUAUGCUGACGCUGAGGCACAAGUGUCAUUCAAAAGGGAGGCCGAGCAGGGCCAUCCCAAAGGAAAGAUUUCCUUGAAGAAAGAAAUUGAACUGCCCGGUAGAGCAAAGGCUGAAGUCAUGGAGGUCAUCUACGGCGGACCGGAAGGGGGAGAUUCUGCUUCCCAAAGAAAGAAAUGGGGGCGAGUGCUCUACGUCGGGACGGUGGCCCUAAAUCCCCGGUCAAAACAGGCAAGACGGGAGCCGAUCACCUUUACUGACCGGGACCUCCCCGCCACCGGAGAAGAUCACAAUGACCCCCUGGUCAUAACUAUGGAUAUGGGUGGAGUCGAUGUCUCCCGGGUGCUCGUUGACACGGGCAGUAGUGUUAACGUAUUGUACUUGGAUGCAUUUGAGAAGCUCAAGUUGUGUCGAACACGGCUUGAGCCCUUAAAGACUCCCCUGUCUAGGUUUACCGGGGACUCAAUCGAAGCUGAAGGGUCGAUCCUUCUAACCUGUGAGCUGGGCACAGGCGAGCAGGUCAUCCUAAAACAAAUGAGGUUUGUGGUUGUGAACAUCAAAUGUGUUCACAAUGCCAUUUUGGGCCGGCCUGGGAUAAACAAGGUCCGUGGAGUCAUCUCCAUGGCCCAUCUCUGUAUGAAGUUCUAUACCCCGGGCGGUAUAGGACAAGUCAGAGGAGAUCAAAAGAAGGCCCGGCAUUGCUAUUUGGAAGCUGUAAAGAAAAUGACGAAGGCCUUUGAGAGAGUCACUUUGGUCUCUCAGGAGGAAGACCGGUCAAAGUUAGAGCCGGGUGAUGAAACCGAGCAGAUUGUUCUCCGGGAAGCUUUCCCGGAAAGAAUGGUACGGAUUGGCAGAGAUCUGCCCGGUGGACUUCGAGAUGAAAUCAUCUCAGUCCUUCGGGAAUAUGCAGAUAGUUUCGCGUGGAGUGUGGCAGACAUGCCGGGCAUUAGCCGUUCUGUCAUAUGCCAUCGUUUGGCUGUGAUGGAAGGGAGCCGGCCUGUGAAACAGAAGAAGAGGCACUUGGCGAACUUGGCUAAAAUUGAGAGUUUAGAUCAACCAAGUACUGAUCGGUUUGAAAUCGCGGCUAUCCAACCGGGCCAGAAUUCGGCUACCGGGAUAAUCGGAGCAGAUGAUGACUGGAGGUACGAUCUCAUGGAAUAUUUGGAGACCGGUCAGAAACCAGAUGACGAGGAACGGGCCAGGAAGGUGGUCCUGCGGGCUCCCCGUUUUCAGGUAAUCGAUGGUCACUUGUACAAACGUGCCAUUGGCGGACCUCUCCUGCGUUGCCUUACCAACCCGGAGGCUGAGCGGGUAAUAGCUGAGGUGCAUGAGGGAGUUUGUGCAGCCCAUCAAAUGUCUCGCACCCUGGCUCAAAUGAUAAUAUUGUUUGGCUACUACUGGUCGACCAAUGUUGGGGAUUGCGAGCGCCCGGUUGAAGAACGAAGGACCCUAGCAGCUGUCAAGCUGGCCGGUUACCAGCAGUCGGUAAAGAGAUAUCACGACAACCGGGUAGGCCCACGGUACUUCCAAGUGCAUGAUGAGGUCUUGCGCAGACGGGAUGCUAGUAAACCUAACGAGAGAGGCAAGUUGGUGCGAAAUUGGGAAGGACCCUAUCGCAUAAAGGCGAUCAUCCGGCCGGGCACUUACCAACUAGAGACUAUGGAAGGUGGCCGGGUUGACCGACAUUGGAACUCUCAUCACUUACGUAAAUUUUUUAGAUAAAAUUUAAUGAGUUCCCUAGGUGUUAAUAAAACUUUGUUCUUUUC
This is a messenger RNA of Cuscuta campestris, 2689 nucleotides long. The record is from the annotation of a GenBank genome assembly. NCBI's taxonomy places the organism in Eukaryota, Viridiplantae, Streptophyta, Magnoliopsida, Solanales, Convolvulaceae.